Molecule: messenger RNA, 18150 nt
Organism: Pantherophis guttatus
Lineage: Eukaryota; Metazoa; Chordata; Lepidosauria; Squamata; Colubridae
Product: tenascin-X-like
Biological process (GO): regulation of cell adhesion; neuron projection development
Molecular function (GO): protein binding
Source: RefSeq, a predicted model, not a curated record
UCUCCUCCUCUCUCCAGGGCAGAGACGCCGUUGAGAGAGAGAACGAAGGAGUGAAGCACUCCGAGAGGCAGCAGCGGGUGACUGAAUGCGGCUGUUCUCUAUCCCAGCCUGAGCAUCCAACUUCUGCAAAUCUUGAAUGAUCAUGGAGAGGCCCUCAAAGGGAGCGUCUUUCCUUCUGCUCCUCUGCUGGCUGGGGGUUUCCUGGGGGGCACGUCUUCCCCGCCCCCUCAUCUCUUCCAAUGCGACCAUCUUCUCCCAUGUCUACACAAUUAAGGUGGCAGGAGAAGACACGCCGAACGAGGGUGCCUCCCCACCUCCCCAAGAGGCCUUAGGUCCUCCUGGAUCUUCUCGGGGAGGGGGCCAGUAUGAACACACCCUGGAAGGAUCAGAUCAAGAGCAUGUGGUUUUCACCCAUCGCAUCAACCUCCCACAGCAAUCCUGUGGGUGUCUCCCUGGCACCGAAGAUACCCAGGAGCUUUGGAGAAGGCUGCAGGCCCUUGAGAAUGAAGUGCGGGUCCUACAGGAAACGUGUCAAGCUGGGGGAGGCUGUUGCCCUGCUGCAUCCACCAGAAGUCAAGCCAGCGAAGGCCAAACAGACAUUCGUACGUUAUGUUCGCAUCACGGAUCCUUCGACCUCUCUCGUUGCCUGUGCGAAUGUGAGUCGGGUUGGGGCGGUCCCACCUGUGCUGAGCCGGUCUGCUCAGGAGGCUGCGGUGGCCCAGAGCGUGGCAGAUGCCUCAACGGGCACUGCCAAUGCCAGCCUGGCUACUCGGGGGUCAGCUGCGAAGAGCCACCCUCUUGCCCCGACGACUGCAAUGACCAAGGGCGCUGUGUGGAUGGCCGCUGCACCUGUUUCCCAGGAUAUAUGGGCCCCUCCUGCUCCGACCCAGUUUGUCCCCAGAACUGCCACGGACACGGCCAAUGCAUCUCAGGACGGUGCGUGUGCAACCCAGGUUACAGCGGUGCAGAUUGUGCAAGCCGAGCUUGCCCUAGCAACUGCAACAGGCGUGGAGAAUGUCGUAAUGGACGCUGCGUGUGCGAGCCAGGCUUCAUCGGGCCAGCCUGCGGCACUAAGACUUGCCCCAAUGAUUGUAACCAGAGAGGCCACUGUCUUCAGGGAGGGGUGUGUUCCUGCCAUCCAGACUACACCGGCCCCGACUGCGGUCAGCUGGCAUGUCCAGAGCACUGCAGUGGCCACGGAGAAUGUCAGAAUGGAACAUGCGUGUGCAACAGUGGCUAUUCGGGCGAUGACUGUUCAAUAGAGAUUCCAUCCAUUGGCGUCCGUGUUUCAAAUCGAGAUGAAACUUCUUUCCGCCUGGAGUGGAACUACCCUGAAAUUUCUGUGGACGGAUAUGAGAUCCAUGUGGCACCCAAGAAGGAUCCUCGAGCGGGCGAAUCCAUUCACCUGUCUGGCACCGAAAGGCUCUUUGAAUACAAAGGAUUAAAGCCGGGGGAGGAAUACACAGUCACCGUUCGGGUAGAAAAAGGGCAACACUACGGACCCCCUGUCACCCAGACCGUGCGUACGCGAGUGGCUCCUCCCACUGGUCUGCAGUCACCACAAGUGUCAGGAAACUCCUUGACCUUGCAAUGGGAACCACCUACCUCCCGCCCUGAUGGCUACAUCCUCAGCUACAUCCCUCUGGUUUCCACUCGACCUGUUCAAGCCAUGAAACGUAUAGAGCUGCCCGCAGCCCCUGAGCGGGUCACCCUGGAAGACCUGGAGAGCAGAACGCGAUACCGCAUCACCUUGGUUGCCCGUCAGAGUGGUGAGAACAGCCGAGCCACCAGCAUUGUGGUCAGCACCACAGCACCAGCUCCAAUUCAACCAAGUCGCAACUACUUGACACCACCCCCCUCUUCCCAUAAAAAGCCAGACACUCCCUCUUCUGAGCCUGAAGAGAAGAAACCAGGCACUAAACCACAUCCGCGUCGCCGCCCCACCAACACCACCUUAUUGACUAAGGAGCACUUCCUGAAGAGAAUGACCCAGAAUAUCUCAUCCAAACUGUCCCCAUACAACGGGACCCUCCUAGAGCGGCUUGAGAGCUACCUCCGAGCCAUCAAUUUCCCUCUCCGAGGCAACCAGACAAUCCAGAGCGUGGCCAGGGACAUCUACCUCUACCUCAAACGGAUGAAGCCCAUCGAAUUUCAAGAGAGGGUUGAAGAACGUCUCGUCCAAGAAACCAGCAACUUGCCUCUGAAAAGGGAAUUCCCAAUAACCGAAGCAGAGAGUGUCUAUUCAGAUGGAUACCUCCGUCCGGACCAUGCCAAGCCAACGGUGGUGACCAGCUCCCCAGACCACAUUGAGGUGUCUUUGGACAGCGUGAGGGGGAUCUCUGACCAUGUGGUCAUCCGCUACCGAAACAUGGUGACUGGAGAAAGAAAGGAGUUGGUGGUCCCUGGGGAUGCUUCCACGGCGACCAUCACCGGAUUGUCACCUGGGACAACCUACUUGAUGGAAAUUCAUGGUGUCAUGAAAGGACAUUCCUCUAAGUCAUACUCCUUUAUAACUGCCACAGCUCCAAGUUCACCAACAAAUGACAAGAUCCAAACCAUCUUCCCAUCCACCUCAACUCCCGAAGAUCCACUGAAGAACCUACAAGUGACCGAAGUUUCUCCAAACCAGCUCCGUGUGACAUGGUCAGCCCCACCCGAUUUCUUCCACAAGUUUUCCCUCUACUAUAGGGACCCCAAAUCUGGGGCACCUCCCCAAAAAAUCAGCAUUCCAGGGACAGAGAGAAGUGUCGACUUAAUGGAUUUGCACCCUGGUACGGAUUAUGAAAUAGAGUUGCACGGAGAGAGACCUGGUGGAAGCUAUAACGCCCCCUUCUCAACAAAAAUAAUUACAGCUCCAAGUUCACCAACAAAUGACAAGAUCCAAACCAUCUCCCCAUCCACCUCAACUCCCGAAGAUCCACUGAAGAACCUACAAGUGACCAAAGUUUCUCCAAACCAGCUCCGUGUGACAUGGUCAGCCCCGCCCGAUUUCUUCCACAAGUUUUUCCUCUACUAUAGGGACCCCAAAUCUGGGGCACCUCCCAAAAAAAUCAGCAUUCCAGGGACAGAGAGAAGUGUCGACUUAAUGGAUUUGCACCCUGGUACGGAUUAUGAAAUAGAGUUGCACGGAGAGAGACCUGGUGGAAGCUAUAACGCCCCCUUCUCAACAAAAAUAAUUACAGCUCCAAGUUCACCAACAAAUGACAAGAUCCAAACCAUCUCCCCACCUGCCUCAACUCCCGAAGAUCCACUGAAGAACCUACAAGUGACUGAAGUUUCUCCAAACCAGCUCCGUGUGACAUGGUCAGCCCCGCCCAAUUUCUUCCACAAGUUUUCCCUCUACUAUAGGGAUCCCAAAUCUGGGGCACCUCCCAAAAAAAUCAGCAUUCCAGGGACAGAGAGAAGUGUCGACUUAAUGGAUUUGCACCCUGGUACGGAUUAUGAAAUAGAGUUGCACGGAGAGAGACCUGGUGGAAGCUACAGCGCCCCCUUCUCAACAAAAAUAAUUACAGCUCCAAGUUCACCAACAAAUGACAAGAUCCAAACCAUCUCCCCAUCCACCUCAACUCCCGAAGAUCCACUGAAGAACCUACAAGUAACCAAAGUUUCUCCAAACCAGCUCCGUGUGACAUGGUCAGCCCCGCCCGAUUUCUUCCACAAGUUUUCCCUCUACUAUAGGGACCCCAAAUCUGGGGCACCUCCCAAAAAAAUCAGCAUUCCAGGGACAGAGAGAAGUGUCGACUUAAUGGAUUUGCACCCUGGUACGGAUUAUGAAAUAGAGUUGCACGGAGAAAGACCUGGUGGAAGCUACAGCGCCCCCUUCUCAACAAAAAUAAUUACAGUUCCAAGUUCACCAACAAAUGACAAAAUCCAAACCAUCUCCCCAUCCACCUCAACUCCUGAAGAUCCACUGAAGAACCUACAAGUGACUGAAGUUUCUCCAAACCAGCUCCGUGUGACAUGGUCAGCCCCGCCCAAUUUCUUCCACAAGUUUUCCCUCUACUAUAGGGAUCCCAAAUCUGGGGCACCUCCCAAAAAAAUCAGCAUUCCAGGGACAGAGAGAAGUGUCGACUUAAUGGAUUUGCACCCUGGUACGGAUUAUGAAAUAGAGUUGCACGGAGAGAGACCUGGUGGAAGCUACAGCGCCCCCUUCUCAACAAAAAUAAUUACAGAGGCAGAACCCAAAGAGCCCAGGCCGGGAGAUUUCUCUCUUCUAGACGUCACAGACACUUCAGUUCACCUUUCUUGGGAUGCCCCCACUGGGCCUUUUGACUCCUUUGUCAUCCAAUAUAAAGAUGCCGAGGGGAAGCCCAAGCUGCUUAAAAUGGACAAGAACUCUCGAGAAGCCACGAUUUCCAAUUUGGUGCUUUCCCGAAAAUACAAAUUCAACCUUUAUGUUCUCCUAGGCCGUAAGCCCUUCGGCCCCGUGUCUUUGGAAGUCAUCCCAGGUUCCACAGGAAAAGCUCCUGCCAUUUUUAAAGACAUUUCUGCCACUGUCACCAGCAAUUCUGCCCACUUGUCCUGGACAGUUUCCUCUGGGAACUUUGAUUCCUUUUUAAUCCAAUAUAAGGAUGCUGAGGGCAGACUCCAAGAGCUGUUCACUGAGGGAGAUUCCCAUGAAAUCACUAUCCCCAACCUGACUCCUUCCCACAGAUACACAAUAGAUCUCUAUGGCAUCUCCAACCAGGGACGUCUGGGUCCUGCCUCUAUAACUUUCAUCACAGGAUCACAGGAGGAUGUAUCCAUCCACAAAACUGUCUUCAGGGAUCUGGCUGUAUCAGAGGUGACCAGCAACUCUGCCCAUCUUACAUGGAGAGUCCCUUCAGGCAGAUUUGAUUCCUUUUUGGUCCAGUAUCAAGACUUAGAAGGCAACGAUCAAACCUUGAAUAUUGACGGAGAUUCCCACGAAGUCAUUAUUCCCAAUUUGGUUCCCUCCCAAAGAUACAGAUUCAACCUCUAUGGCAUUUUGGGGACACAGCUUCUUGGACCUCUCUUUGUCGAUGCUGUGACAGCUGCAGUUCAGGAACCAAAAAAGGAGAAACCAGAUGAGACCGUAGUGAGUAAGCCCAGCCUGGGGGAGUUCUCAGUCCUGGAUGUCACAAGUGAUACUGUCCGUCUUUACUGGACCGUCCCCACUGGACGCUUUGACUCAUUCCUGAUCCAGUACAAGGAUGUAGAUGGUCAACCCCAAGCGUUGCCUGUGGAGGGAGAUUCCCAUGAAGUCACUGUGACCAACCUGGCUCCUUCUCACAGAUACAAGUUCAACCUCUAUGGAGUCUUUGGGCGCAAGCGAUCCAGGCCACUCUCCACCGAUGCCACCACAGCCCACAUUAGAGACUCAGAGAAGCCAAUUCCUGUCCAACCCAGCCUAGGAGAGUUCUCAGUCCUUGAUGUCAUGAGUGAUUCUGUCCGACUCCAUUGGACUGUCCCCACUGGGAGCUUUGAGUCAUUCCUAAUCCAGUACAAGGAUGCAGAUGGUCAACCCCAAGCGUUGCCUGUGGAGGGAGACUCCCGUGAAAUCACGGUGACCAACCUGGCUCCUUCUCGUAGAUACAAGUUCAACCUCUAUGGAGUCUCGGGACGCAAACGUUCCACCCCCCUCUCCACUGAUGCCACCACAGCUCAAACCACAGAGCCCGAGAAGCCAGCUUCUUUCCAAUCCAGCCUGGGAGAACUGUCUGUGCUUGAUGUCACAAGCGAUUCUGUCCGACUCCAUUGGACUGUUUCUACAGGGAGCUUUGACUCCUUUCUGAUCCAGUACAAGGAUGCAGAUGGCCAGCCCCAAGCUUUGCCCGUGGAGGGAGACUCCCAUGAAGUCACUCUGACCAACCUGGUUCCUUCGCGCAGAUAUAAAUUCAAUCUCUAUGGAGUCUCAGGGCGCAAACGCUCCAACCCUAUUUCUACUUUUGCCACGACAGCUCGCCUUACAAAUUCAGAAGAACAAUUUCCUGUCCAAUCCAGCCUGGGGGAGUUCUCUGUCCUGGACGUCACAAGCGAUUCUGUCCGUCUCCACUGGACCAUUCCCACUGGGAGCUUUGAGUCCUUCCUCAUCCAAUACAAGGAUGCAAAUGGCCAACCACAAGCAUUGCCUGUGGAUGGAGACACCCGUGAAGUCACUGUGACCAACCUGGCUCCUUCCCACAGAUACAAGUUCAACCUCUAUGGAGUCUCUGGGAAAAAACGUUCUAGGCCGCUUGCCACAGAGGCCAUCACAGAAUCUGAGGAGCCAAUUCCUGUCCAACCCAGCCUAGGGGAGUUUUCAGUCCUGGAUGUCACAAGCAAUUCUGUCCGACUCUAUUGGACUGUCUCCACUGGGAGUUUUGAUUCUUUCCUGAUCCAGUACAAGGAUGGAGAUGGCCAACCUCAAGCUUUGCCAGUUGAGGGAAACUCCCGUGAAGUUACCGUGACCAGCUUGGCUCCUUCUCACAGAUACAAGUUCAACCUGUAUGGAGUCUCUGGGCGCAAACGCUCCAGCCCCCUCUCCACAGAUGCCACCACAGUUCCCUUGGUAGACUCAGAGGAACCAGUUCCUAUCAAACCCAGCCUGGGGGAGUUCUCAGUUGUUGAUGUCACAAGUAAUUCUGUCCGUCUCUAUUGGACUGUCUCCACUGGGAGCUUUGACUCCUUCCUGGUCCAGUACAAGGAUGCAGAUGGCCAACCACAAGCGUUGCCCAUAGAUGGAGGCUCUCAAGAAGUCACUGUGACCAGCUUGGCUCCUUCUCACAGAUACAAGUUCAACCUCUAUGGAGUCUCUGGGCGCAAGCGGUCUGGGCCCCUCUCCACUGAUGCUACCACAGCCCAUGUUACAGACACAGAGGACUCAAUUCCUGUCCAACCCAGCCUAGGGGAGUUUUCCAUCCUUGAUGUCACAAGUGAUUCUGUGCGUCUCCAUUGGACUGUCCCCACUGGGAGAUUUGACUCCUUCCUAGUCCAGUACAAGGAUGCAGAUGGCCAACCUCAAGCGUUACCUGUAGAGGGAGAUUCCCGUGAAGUCACUGUGACCAACCUGGUUCCUUCUCGCAGAUACAAGUUCAACCUCUAUGGAGUCUCCGGGCGCAAACGCUCUGGGCCCCUCUCAACCGAUGCCACCACAGCUCGCCUUACAGCCACACAGGAGCCAAUUCCUGUGCAACCCAGCCUAGGGGAGUUUUCCAUCCUUGAUGUCACGAGUGAUUCUGUCCAUCUCUAUUGGACUGUCCCCACCGGGAUCUUUGAUUCCUUCCUGAUCCAGUACAAAGAUGCAGAUGGCCAACCCCAAGUGUUACCUGUGGAGGGAGAUUCCCGUGAAGUCACUGUGACCAACCUGGUUCCUUCUCGCAGAUACAAGUUCAACCUCUAUGGAGUCUCCGGGCGCAAACGCUCCGGGCCCCUCUCCACUGAUGCCACCACAGGUCAUCUUACAGAUUCAGAGGAGACAAAUCCUGUCCAAUCCAGCCUAGGAGAGUUCGCAGCCCUUGACAUCACAAGCAAUUCUGUCCGACUCUAUUGGACUGUCUCCACUGGGAGGUUUGAUUCUUUCCUGAUCCAGUACAAGGAUGGAGAUGGCCAACCUCAAGCCCUGCCUGUGGAGGGAGACACCCGUGAAGUCACAGUGACCAAUCUGGCUCCUUCGCAGAGAUACAAGUUCAAUCUCUAUGGAAUCUCGGGGCGCAAACGCUCUAACCCCCUUUCCACUGAUGCCACCACAGACUUAAAAGAGGCAAUUCCUGUCCAACCAAGUCUAGGAGAAUUCACAUUCCUUGAUGUCACAAGCAAUUCUGUCCGACUCUAUUGGACUGUCCCCACUGGGAACUUUGAUUCCUUCCUGAUCCAGUACACGGAUGCAGAUGGCCAACCCCAAGCUUUGCCUGUGGAGGGAGACUUCAAUGAAGUCACUGUGACCAACCUGGCUCCUUCCCACAGAUACAAGUUCAACCUCUAUGGAAUCUCUGGCCACAAACGUUCUACUCCUCUCUCCACUGAUGCCAUCACAGCCCACCUUACAAACACAGCAAAGCCAAUUCCUGUGCAACCCAGCCUUGGAGAGUUCUCAGUCCUUGAUGUCACAAGUGAUUCUGUCCAUCUGCAUUGGACCGUCCCCACCGGGAACUUUGAUUCCUUCCUCAUCCAGUACAAGGAUGCAGAUGGUCAACCCCAAGCGUUGCCUGUGGAUGGAGACUCCCGUGAAGUCACCGUGUCCAACCUGGUUCCUUCACGCAGAUAUAAAUUCAACCUUUAUGGAAUCACAGGACGUAAACGCUCCAGCCCUUUCUCCACGGAUGCCACCACAGUUUCAAAGGAGGCUAUUAGUGUCCAACCCAGCCUAGGAGAAUUGUCAGUCCUGGACAUCACAACUGAUUCUGUGCGUCUCCAUUGGACCGUUCCCACUGGGAGCUUUGACUCCUUCCUGGUCCAGUACAAGGAUGCAGAUGGUCAACCUCAAGCAUUACCUGUGGAGGGAGACUCCCGUGAAGUCACAGUGACCAACCUGGCUCCUUCUCGCAGAUACAAGUUCAACCUCUAUGGAGUCUCCGGGCGCAAACGCUCCGGGCCCCUCUCUACUGAUGCCACCACAGCCCACCUUACAGAUUCAAAGGAGCCAAUUCCUGUGGAGCCCAGCCUAGGGGAGUUUUCCGUCCUUGAUGUCACAAGUGAUUCUGUUCGUCUCCAUUGGACCGUUCCCACUGGGAGCUUUGAUUCCUUCCUGGUCCAGUACAAGGAUGCAGAUGGCCAACCCCAAGCGUUACCUGUGGAAGGAGGCUCCAACGAAGUCACUGUGACCAACCUGGUUCCUUCUCGCAAAUACAAGUUCAACCUUUAUGGAGUCUCUGGGCGUAAACGCUCCAGGCCCCUCUCUACAGAGGCCACCACAGACUCAGAGGAACCAAUUCCUAUCCAACCCAGCCUGGGGGAGUUCUCAGUUCUUGAUGUCACAAGCGAUUCUGUCCGUCUCUAUUGGACUGUCCCCACUGGAAACUUUGACUCCUUCCUGGUCCAGUACAAGGAUGCAGAUGGCCAGCCCCAAGCCCUGCCUAUAGAUGGGGGCUCUCAAGAAGUCACUGUGACCAACCUGGCUCCUUCACACAAAUACAAGUUCAACCUUUAUGGAAUCUCUGGGCGUAAACGCUCCAGCCCUCUCUCCACUGAUGCCACCACAGGCUCAGAGGAUGCAAGUCCUCCCCAACCUAGUCUCGGGGAGUUCUCAGUCCUUGACGUCACAAGUGAUUCCAUCCAACUCCAUUGGACUGUCCCCACUGGGAGCUUUGACUCCUUCCUGAUCCAGUACAAGGAUGCAGAUGGCCAACCCCAAGCGUUACCUGCGGAGGGAGAUUCCCGUGAAGUCACUGUGACCAACCUGGUUCCUUCUCGUAAAUAUAAGUUCAACCUCUAUGGAGUCUCUGGACGCAAACGCUCGGCCCCCCUCUCCACCAAUGCCACCACAGCUCACCUUAUAGUUGUAGAGGAGCCAAUUCCUGUGCAACCCAGCCUAGGAGAGUUCUCAGUCUUUGAUGUCACAAGUGAUUCUGUCCAUCUCCAUUGGACUGUCUCCACUGGGAGCUUUGACUCCUUCCUGGUCCAAUACAAGGAUGCAGAUGGCCAACCUCAAGCAUUACCUGUGGAGGGAGAUUCCCGUGAAAUCACCGUGACCAACCUGGUUCCUUCUCGUAGAUACAAGUUCAACCUCUAUGGAGUCUCCGGGAGGAAACGCUCCAGGCCCCUCUCUACCGAUGCCACCACCGCUCGCCUUACCGAUUCAGAGGAGACAAAUCCUGUGCAGCCCAGCCUAGGAGAGUUUUCAGUGCUGGAUGUCACAAGCGAUUCUGUCCGACUCUAUUGGACUGUCUCCACUGGGAGCUUUGACUCCUUCCUGAUCCAGUACAAGGAUGGAGAUGGCCAACCUCAAGCUUUGCCAGUUGAGGGAAACUCCCGUGAAGUUACCGUGACCAGCUUGGCUCCUUCUCACAGAUACAAGUUCAACCUGUAUGGAGUUUCUGGGCGCAAACGCUCCAGCCCCCUCUCCACAGAUGCCACCACAGUUCCCUUGGUAGACUCAGAGGAACCAGUUCCUAUCCAGCCCAGCCUGGGGGAGUUCUCAGUUGUUGAUGUCACAAGUAAUUCUGUCCAUCUCUAUUGGACUGUCUCCACUGGGAGCUUUGACUCCUUCCUGGUCCAGUACAAGGAUGCAGAUGGCCAACCACAAGCGUUGCCCAUAGAUGGAGGCUCUCAAGAAGUCACUGUGACCAGCUUGGCUCCUUCUCACAGAUACAAGUUCAACCUCUAUGGAGUCUCUGGGCGCAAGCGCUCCGGGCCCCUCUCCACUGAUGCCACCACAGCUCACCUUACAGACACAGAGGAACCAAUUCCUGUCCAACCCAGCCUAGGAGAGUUUUCAGUCCUGGAUGUCACAAGCGAUUCUGUACGACUCUAUUGGACUGUCCCCACUGGGAGGUUUGACUCCUUCCUGAUCCAAUACAAGGAUGCAGAUGGCCAACCUCAAGCGUUACCUGUAGAGGGAGAUUCCCGUGAAGUCACUAUGACCAACCUGGUUCCUUCCCGCAGAUACAAGUUCAAUCUCUAUGGAGUUUCAGGGCGUAAACGCUCCAGGCCCCUCUCCACCGAUGCCACCACAGCCCGCGUUACAGACUCAGAGGAGCCAAUUCCUGUCCAACCCAGCCUAGGAGAAUUCUCAGUACUGAAUGUUACAAGUGAUUCUGUCCGACUCCAUUGGACCGUCCCCACUGGGAGCUUUGACUCCUUCCUGAUCCAGUAUAAGGAUGGAGAUGACCAACCCCAAAUGUUACCUGUGGAGAGAGGCUCCCGUGAAGUCACGGUAACCAACCUGGCUCCUUCUCGCAGAUACAAGUUUAACCUCUAUGGAGUCUCCGGACGCAAGCGGUCCAGCCCGCUCUCUACCGAUGCCACCACAGCUCAAACCACAGACUCAGAAGUGGCAAUUCCCAUCCAACCAACUUUGGGAGAAUUAUCUGUCCUGGACAUCACUAGCAAUUCAGUUCGUCUCUAUUGGACUGUCCCCACUGGGACCUUUGACUCCUUCCUAGUCCAGUAUAAGGAUGCAGAUGGCCAACCCCAAGUGUUGCCCGUAGAUGGAAGUUCCCGUGAAGUUACUGUAACCAACCUGGCUCCUUCCCACAAGUACAAGUUCCUCCUCUAUGGGGUCUCUGGACGCCAGAAGAUCAGAUUCCUCUCUGCUGAUGUCUUUACAGAACCACCUUCAGAUGCAGAGGAACCAAUUCCUGUCCAACCUACCCUGGGGGAGCUCUCCGUCCUUGACGUCACAAGCGAUUCUGUCCGUCUCCAUUGGACCGUCCCCACCGGGAGCUUUGAUUCCUUCCUAAUCCAGUACAGGGAUUCAGAUGGCCAACCCCAAGUGUUGACUGUGGAGGGAGGCUCCACUGAAGUCACAGUGACCAACCUGGUUCCUUCCCACAGAUACAAGUUCAACCUCUAUGGAAUUUCCGGGGACAAAUACACCAGCCCACUCUCCAUUGAUGCUACUACCACUGGCUCCAGGGAGGCAGUUCCCAUCCAACCCAGCCUAGGGGAGCUCUCGGUCGUAGACAUCACAACUGAUUCUGUGCGUCUCCAUUGGACCGUUCCCACUGGGAGCUUUGACUCCUUCCUGGUCCAGUACAAGGAUGCAGAUGGCCAACCUCAAGCGUUACCUGUGGAGGGAGACUCCCAUGAAGUCACAGUGACCAACCUGACUCCUUCUCGCAGAUACAAGUUCAACCUCUAUGGAGUCUCCGGGCGCAAACGCUCCGGGCCCCUCUCUACCGAUGCCACCACAGCUCGCCUUACAGCCACAGAGGAGCCGAUUCCUGUGCAGCCCAGCCUAGGGGAGUUUUCCGUCCUUGAUGUCACAAGUGAUUCUGUUCGUCUCCAUUGGACCGUUCCCACUGGGAGCUUUGAUUCCUUCCUGGUCCAAUACAAAGAUGCAGAUGGUCAACCCCAAGCGUUACCUGUGGAGGGAGGCUCCAACGAAGUCACGGUGACCAACCUGGUUCCUUCCCGCAGAUACAAGUUCAACCUCUAUGGAGUCUCUGGGCGCAAACGCUCUGGGCCCCUCUCUACCGAUGCCACCACAGCCCCGUUAGCCACGACACCACUGGUUCAGCCCAGCUUGGGAGAGCUUUCUGUUUCCAAUAUUACCCACAAUUCUGCACUUCUCUCGUGGACAGUCCACUCCGGGAGUUUUGACUCUUUUAUGAUCCAAUACAAGGACAUGGAUGGCAAGCCCCAAGCCGUCCCCGUGGAAGGGAACACUUAUCAAAUCGUCCUCCCCAAUCUGACUCCCGCCCGCAGAUAUAAAUUUAAUCUCUAUGGAGUCUCUGGUCGUAAGCGUUUUGGACCCAUUUCUGCCGAUGCCAUCACAGCAACACCGGAUCUACAGGACCCCGUGAUUCCUCCCAGCCUAGGAGAGCUCUCUGCUUCAGAGAUCACUAGCAAUUCUGUCCGUCUGUCCUGGACCGUCCUCACGGGGCGCUUUGACUCUUUUGCAAUUCAGUACAAGGACGCUGAGGGCCAGCCCCAGGCAAUUCCGGUGGAAGGAGAUUUGCGUGAGAUCACCAUCCCCGACCUGGUUCCAUCUCGCAAAUACAAGUUCAACCUUUAUGGGCUUUCUGGUCGUAAGCGCCUGGGCCCCGUUUCUGUUGAUACCAUCACAGCAUCCACCACAAAGAAAGAAGCUACACCAAAGCCCUCUUUAGGAGAACUCUCUAUCUCUGAGGCCACCAGCAACUCUGUUCUUCUCUCUUGGACCAUCUCCACGGGGAGAUUUGACUCCUUCCUGCUCCAAUAUAAAGAUGAGGAGGGCAGAACCCAAACACUGACUGUGGAAGGAGAUUCGCAUGAAGUCACCGUUUUGAAUCUGGCUCCAUCCCACAAGUACAAGUUCAACCUUUAUGGAAUUUUUAGUCAAAAACGUAUUGGUCCUAUUUCUUCUGAAGCCACCACAGCUGAACAAGAGAAGGAAGAAGAAAAAGAAAAAAAAGAUGAAGAUGGGGAGAAUCAGCCUAGUUUGGGGGACCUCUCCAUCUCCGAAACCACCAGUGAUUCUCUUCUCCUUUCCUGGAGUGUCCCAACUGGGAGCUUUGAUUCCUUCCUGAUUCAAUAUGAAGAUGGAGGUCUGCAGAGCUUGCCUGUGGAUGGGGCUUCCCGUAGAACGAUGGUCUCCAACCUGACUCCAUCUCACAGUUACCAGUUCGACCUCUACGGCAUCUCUGGUGGCGAACGCCUGGGCCCCAUUUCUGCCAAGGCCUUAACAGCUCCGCGAUCUCCAAGUCAGGGCACAGAGGAGAGUGGAUCUCCAGGCCCAUCUCCAAAUCCCAGUUUUGGGGAGCUCUCUGUGUCUGACGUCACCAGCAACUCUGCCCGCCUCUCUUGGAACGUCCCUGCUGAGACCUUUGACUCCUUCCAGAUCCAGUACAAAGAUGCGGAAAACAAACCACAAAUAGUUCCUGUGGACAAGGAAACCAACACCAUUGUGAUCUAUUAUCUAGUACCUUCCCAUAGGUACAAGUUUAAUCUGUAUAGCAUCUCCGGACGCAGACGCUUUGGACCAAUCACUGCCAGUAUCGUCACAGCACCAGCAGACAAUGAGAAGCCAUCAGGUAUGCCUGGAGAGGUGGACCAGGAGGUCCCGGCUGGAAUAAGCCCCCGCUUGGGCGUGCUCUCAGUCCCAGAGGUCACCAGUCAUUCAGCCCAGUUAUCAUGGACUGUCCCAGAGGGAAGCUUUGAUUCUUUCUCAGUCCAAUACAAAGAUGCUGAAGGAAGACCCCAAGCGCUUCCUUUAAGAGGAGAUUUCCGUGAUGUCAUGGUUUCCAACCUAUCCCCUUCUCACAAGUACAAGUUCAAUCUUUAUGGUAUCUUUGGGAAACAGCGUCUUGGACCAAUCUCUGCCCAAGUGGUCACAACAGCUGCUGAAACAUCUGGGAAGAAUGAAGAAAAGAAACAACCAGAGGAAAGUACAGGCAAGAGCAACCAGCCCAGGCUUGGAGAUGUCACUGUCUCUGAGGUCACCCCUGAUUCCCUUCUCCUCUCCUGGACCGUCCAGGAAGGAAGCUUUGACUCCUUCAUUAUCCAGUACAAGGAUGCUUCAGGCAAUCCCCAGACGGUACCCGUUGAUGGAGCCAUGCGCUCCCUCCAUCUCUACAACCUCACACAUUCACAGACGUAUGAAUUUGACAUAUUUGGAGUUUCCGGCUUCAGGCAUCUUGGACCUCACUCAGUUCACACCGUGACAGAGAUAUCUGAAGGAGGAAGGAUCGUUCAGCCCCAGCUAGGAGAUCUCUCCGUCUCUCGGGUCACUAACGACUCCGUGGCUCUGUUCUGGACUGUGGCUGCUGGGAAUUUUGAUUCUUACUUGCUCCAGUACAAGGACUCUGAGGGCAAGCCCCAAGUCCUGCCCCUAAAUGGCACUUCACGGGACGUCACUGUCACCAACCUGGCUCCUUCUCACAGAUACAAGUUUAACCUGUACGGCCUGAGUGGGCGCAAACGCCUCGGUCCCGUUUCUACCAAUGCCGUCACAGGCCAAGGCACCCAACCGCUUAAGCUGGGAACCUUGUCAGCUCAUAACAUCACGUCAGAAUCCCUUCUUCUGUCCUGGGUUGUGGAAUCUGGGAAUUUCGACUCUUUCAUUAUCCAGUACCGGGACGCCGCAGGCAAAUCCCAUGCAUUGCCUGUAGAUGGAGGUUUGCGAUUGCUGCGCUUCCAUGACUUGGUCCCUUCGCACCGAUACAAGUUCAACCUUUAUGGGGUCUCUCGUCGCAAGCGUCUCGGCCCCAUAUCUGUGGAGGCUGUUACAGUCCCCAAACCUUCAGGACUGCAAGUUGCUCCUCAACCCAAGCUGGGGAAACUGUCCACUUCCGACAUCUCUGACACAACUCUCCGUCUGACCUGGCGGGUCUUGACUGGAAAAUUUGAAUCGUUCAGCAUUGAGUACAGAGAUGCAGAGGGCAACCCCCAGGUGUUGCCUAUAGACACCAACGCCCGGGAUGUGGUGAUUUCCAACUUGGUGCCUUCCCACAGAUAUAAGUUCAACCUCUACGGCAUCUCUCAACAGAAACGAUUCGGUCCCAUCUCUACUGAAGCCGUCACAGCUCAAGGCAAGCACUCGGAGGCAAAACCCAAACUGGGGGAUCUCUCCAUCUCCGAUGUCACCAAUGACUCUGUCCGCCUUUCGUGGACUAUCUCGUCUGGGAAAUUCGACUCUUUUCUCAUCCAAUACAAAGACGCCCAAGGGAACCCUCAAACCGUGCCUGUUGGUGUGGACUCCCAGACAGUUUUCAUCUCUAACUUAAUACCUUCCCACAAAUACAAGUUCAGCCUCUAUGGUCUCUCUGGGAAGAAACAGUAUGGAUCAGUCUCUAUUGAUGCUGUCACUGCAGCUUUCUCAGAAAGCACCAGCACUCCAGCUCCCUUGCUCGAUCAUCUUGUGGUCUCUGAAGUGACUUCCACGACUCUGAAGCUCAGCUGGGAUGUCCCGGAGGGGGAAUUUGAUUCCUUCCUUGUGAGAUGGAAGGACAGUUUGGGCAGCGGUCAAACGGCUGUCCCAGCCAAAGAAGUUAAAGUGCCUGGGGACGGGCGCUCCGUCACCCUCCAGGGACUCGCACCCAGUACCGAAUACAGCCUUACGGUCUAUGGCAUCAAGGAUGAGUCAGAAGUGGCCGAGAUCAACACUGGAGCAAGGACAAGCGGGCUAGAGCUGGAUGGUCCCCAGGACUUGCGGUUCAGUGACAUUCAUGAAACCUCUGUGGUAGCCAACUGGAGGCCUCCAUCCUCUCGCAUUGAUGGCUACAAAGUUUCUUUCCAGCCUUCAGAUGGCGGGGAGCCCAAAAGCAUUCCAGUGGAUGGAUCUGAACUCAGGACAAUCAUUGAGGGUCUGACACCUGGGGCCAGCUAUGAGGUCGCUGUAAUGUCUAUCCGUGGGUUUGAAGAGAGCGAGCCGUUGGUGGGCUACAUCACCACAGUGCCAGACGGUCCUUCCAAUUUGCGGGCUGUCAAUGUAACCGAUACCUCUGCCGUGCUGACAUGGCGCCCUGCUGUGGCUGAGAUGAACAACUACAUCGUCACGUACGGACCUAUCACCAGCACCGGCUCACAGGUCUCCGAAUCGGUUCCAGGAAAUCGUGUCCAGCUUCAGCUGUCAGAGUUGCAAAGGGACAUGGAAUAUUGGGCCAAUGUCUAUGGGGAAAAAGAAGGAAACCGAAGUUCUCCCAUCAGCGCUACUUUCACAACUGGAGCAGAUGGGCCCCGGGACCUGCAUGCUACGGAAAUUUCCCCCCGCAGUGCGCGUCUCACCUGGUCACCCCCUGGUGCCCCAUCUGAGGGAUAUCUGUUGAGUUAUGAAACCCCCGAUGGACAAUCAAAGGAGAUCCCUCUGGAUGCUUCCGUCACCUCGUAUGAACUUCAAGAUCUGAUUCCUUCAAGCCGGUACCAGGUCCAAGUCCAUGCAGUGAGGAGAGGAACACCAACAGCUCCCAUCUCCACAUCCUUCACCACUGGGCACCUGACAUACCCCUUCCCUCGGGACUGCUCGGAAGAAAUCCAGAAUGGGCCAGGAGCUUCACGAGUAACAACAAUUUAUCUAGGGGGCAACCGAGAACGUCCUUUGAGGGUGUUCUGUGAUAUGGAAACUGAUGGGGGAGGCUGGAUUGUCUUUCAACGUCGGAUGAAUGGUGAGACGGAUUUCUGGCGGGACUGGCAAAAUUAUGCUCUUGGCUUUGGCAACCUCACCCGGGAAUUUUGGCUAGGAAACAAUGCUCUGCACCAGCUGACCUCUUCAGGGGACUACGAGCUACGCGUGGAUCUCCGUGCUGGGGAUGAGUCCGUCUAUGCUACCUAUCAGAACUUCCGUGUGGACCCUCCAGCUGACCAUUAUCGCCUGCAUCUGGGCAGUUACCAUGGCACAGCUGGCGAUGCCUUAAGCUACCACUCAGGGAGUGUUUUCUCCACUCGGGACCGGGAUCCGAAUCGGGUCAUCAUCCCCUGUGCCAUCUCCUACCGUGGAGCAUGGUGGUAUCGCAACUGCCACUACACCAACCUCAAUGGACUCUACGCUAACAACCGUGAUCACCAGGGUGUCAACUGGUUUAACUGGAAAGGAUUCGAGUUUUCCAUUCCUUUCACUGAGAUGAAACUGCGGCCCAGCAGCUUCCACCCGUUGCAGAGGUCCUGAGCGGGACACGGGAUGGACUAAGGGAGACAGCAGUGGAGGCAAAGCCACAACAACAGCAGAAAAUCCCAGCAACGACCCCUUUUGCAACAGGAUACCUCACAUCCAGCCUUUGUUCUGUUUUUCUGGCCCAUCCUGAGAAAAAAGAGGAAUGCAUCGAAGCCAAAGCGGGGGAAAAAAACCUUUGGAGACUUUGCUUUGAAGACCCACUUCAGUCAAAAGGAAGAGAGAGCUCAGAAGUAGAGUUUGAGAGGAUAAAAGGAAUUAAUCUGAACAUAGUUAGUCCUCAAUUUACAACUACAAUUGGGAGCAGGAUUUUUAUUACUAAGCAAGGUGAUUGUUGAGUCCCGGCCAAUUUUUAUCACAGUUGUUAAGUGAGUCAGGGUAGCUACAAAGCCAAUUGUGUGGUCAUUCAGCAAAUCUGACUUACUUCAUGGACUUUGUCAGAAAGUCGCAAAUCGGGAUCUCGUGGCCCUGCAGCCGUCACAAACACAAGUUGGUUGGUCACGCUCCCAAAUUUUGAUCCCAUGACUGUGGCAUGAGGACUGGCUGUCAAUCAUUUUUUUCACUGCUGUUGUCAUUUUGAAUGGUCACUAAACAAAUGGUUGUAAGUUGAGGACUACCUGUGAUUUUUAUUUUUAUUUUGUAAAGGAGAACUUUCAAGAGAGCCAAGAAAUCAGAUCGGCCGGCAAAACUUCAGCCACCAAAGCCUGGUUCCCUUCUCUUCUCUUCGUUCUGGUUCUGGGAAUCAAUGACUUUGCAGCAGUGAAGUCCUAAUUCUGACCCCAAAUUUCUCCUUCUUGACCCCUUUUGCUUCUCAUCAGCUCACCUGCUAACGACUUUUCCCUUCCCUCUCCAGGCUCAUUCCCAAUCCAGCUUCCAUUUUAUUCCUCCUGCGAAUGCCCUCCAAAACGGAGUUAAAGUCAUAAGUAUUUUGGUGAAUGCAGCUUGACAUAAAAGCACUUUUAAUGUUG